Molecule: messenger RNA, 2021 nt
Organism: Lepisosteus oculatus (spotted gar)
Lineage: Eukaryota; Metazoa; Chordata; Actinopteri; Semionotiformes; Lepisosteidae
Gene: mvk
Product: mevalonate kinase
Biological process (GO): cholesterol biosynthetic process; isopentenyl diphosphate biosynthetic process, mevalonate pathway; isoprenoid biosynthetic process
Cellular component (GO): cytoplasm; cytosol
Molecular function (GO): ATP binding; mevalonate kinase activity
Source: RefSeq, a predicted model, not a curated record
ACCUGACUGGCUGUCAGCUGCCAAAACGCUCGUCCGGCAGGUCUGACGCUUUGCUUUGCUUUUCGGUAUUAUGCUUGCAAGUGGGGGGUGGCAUUUGUUGCGAUGCGCUACUGGAACCGAGGAAAAGGAUUGGACAGAUGUUUUAAGACUGGCAUGUGUCCCUUACCAUUCAGGGGAUAAUCCCAAUGUUUUGUCUCUCUUGGAAAUUGCAAAACUAUUGGGGAUGAUGAGGACCGCAUAGAUACCUUGCUCAUUGUGGAUGACAGCAGCACUGAGAAACGUCGGGAGUUUUAAUUGCGAGCAGGGACACGAUUGAACCAUGCAAGCGAAGGAGCACAUCGUGUCUGCGCCUGGGAAAGUCAUUCUUCAUGGGGAACACGCGGUAGUACACGGGAAACUGGCUCUGGCUGUCGGUUUAGAUUUGCGGACCUACCUGCGCCUACAGCCGAGCUCUUCAGGAAGAGUCUCAGUUAACCUCCCCAAUAUUGACACCUUCCUCAGCUGGGACUUGUCCUCGCUGCAGGACCUGCUCCCAGAUUGCAAAGGCGCUGACCUCUGGGGCGCCUGUGAGCCAGACCCCGAGUUUGUGAAAAAGCUGUGCCUCUUCGCUGACCUCUCGGACCGCUCCCCUGACACUCGCAGCCUCGCAGUUCUGGCCUUUCUCUACGUCUACCUUUCAGUCUUCUCCCGGUCCAGGGCACUGCCCAGUGUGACCGUGUCCGUUUGGUCAGAACUGCCAACGGGAGCUGGCCUGGGUUCCAGCGCCGCCUUCUCUGUCUGUCUGUCCGCGGCCUUGCUGUCUGCCCAGGGAGCCGUCGCCUGGCCUCAGGCUGCCGAGGGACACACUGCCAGGUGGAAAGAGGAGGAGCUGGAGCUGAUUAAUAAGUGGGCCCUGCAGGGAGAGAAGAUCAUUCAUGGGAAUCCGUCAGGGGUGGACAAUGCAGUGGGAACGUGGGGUGGGGUACUGCGCUAUCAUGCGGGGAAGAUCAGCCCAUUGAGCAGUGUACCGGUGUUAAGAAUUCUCCUAACAAAUACCAAAGUUCCCCGCAGUACAAAGGUUCUAGUUGCUGGAGUGAAGGACAAAAUUAACAAGUUUCCAGCCAUAAUGAAUCCAGUGCUGGAAUCAAUAGAUGCCAUUUCCUCCUCCUGUGAGAGGACACUGAUAGACAUGGCCAGUGAAAGCAGACCCAAGCACUACGCUGUUUUAGAAGAGCUGAUUGACAUGAACCAGCACCACCUGAAUGUGAUUGGCGUGGGGCACCCCUCCCUGGACACACUGUGCCAGGUGACGUUGGCACACGGCCUGCACAGCAAGCUAACAGGAGCUGGGGGAGGAGGCUGUGGGAUAACUCUUCUUAGACCGGACACUGACUGCUCAGUGGUACAAAAAGCAGUACAGGAGCUGCAGGAUUGUGGCUAUGACUGUUGGGAAACCAGCAUUGGUGCUCCUGGUGUGAGACUCCACUCGCUGUCCUCCGUGAAAAGCGAAGUUCUAAAGAUUUUAAGCAGCUACUGAAGUGACUGCCCGAUUAAACGGCUGAAUUUGAACAAGCUUUAAGGAACAGUUUUUAAUUUUAGGUCAUGUCCUCUUACCUGAGAGGUCCCCAGCCCUUGAUGCAGUUUGUCUGCAGCAGAUGACACAUGAUGUCAUCUGGGUAUCGGAUAUUGCCAGGGGGUCCCGUGAUUCAUGAUGUUGCCCCCCGGAGGUUUAAUUGGAAUGGCUGUUCUCCUGUUCUGCUGAGUACCAUGACUCACUCUUCACAUACUGUUUGUCUGAUUUUCAGAUUCUGUGGGGGGAAGAAGAGAGAGAAAGGAGCAAGCAAUUUAAAUUAGGGCAGCCCACAAAAAUCAAUAUAUUAGCUCAAGCCCACACUGUAAAUUGUUCUACCUGUGUGAAAGGUGCCCUGUACUGUAUCCUCUGCUGACUGAACUGGGAGCAGGUGCAAUGUAAUUUCCUGUGCGAUUCUGGCAGUGGCAGUCAGGAAUGACACAGCAAUAAAAGAAACUCAGGCGAAUGGAAA